GAAACAAUUAUGUCGCCUUCUCUAGUUAUGUUGUCCUUCCAAUCUGCUUCUAUUACAACUAGAUCACUUUCUCCUUCCACCUCUAUUGUUGCAAGUGAAAUGAGUAGUGAGGAUGAUGAAUUUGAAUUUGUAGAAUUAAAUAAAGAUAAAGAAG
Molecule: messenger RNA, 154 nt
Organism: Racocetra persica
Lineage: Eukaryota; Fungi; Glomeromycota; Glomeromycetes; Diversisporales; Gigasporaceae
Source: the annotation of a GenBank genome assembly